CCCCGGCCUCCCACCACCACCAUUUUCCUUUUUUUCCCCCCCCUCUUUUUUCUGGCGGCGGGGGUGCGGGUGGGGAGGCGGCAGGGUCGCCACCCUGCAAAGUCUCCGAGCCGGAGAUCGCCGCCCGACCCCGGCUCCCCGAGCGGCCAGCCGGCCAGCGCCGCGCCGGCCACCAUGCCCGGCAGCCUUCGCUCCUAGGCGCUCCCGGGGGCCGCGAUGCUCCCCGAGGCUGGAGGGUCUCGCCUCUGAUCGCACCGGCGUUUUCAAAGGCAGCGGCCCCCUCCCCUCCCCCUCCCUCGCCGUCUUUGUCUCCUUCCCCCUCUCUCCCCAGCUCUCCCCACUCCCCCCACCCCACCCCCUCUCCUCUCCUCCUCCUCCUCCUCUCUUUUAGAAGCCGCGAUCCGAGAUGGAUGUCUCUCUCUGCCCAGCCAAGUGCACUUUCUGGCGGAUCUUCCUGCUGGGGAGCCUGUGGCUGGACUAUGCGGGCUCGGCGCUGGCCUGCCCGGCCAAUUGCGCCUGCAGCAGGACCGAGAUCAGCUGCCGGCGGCCCGACGAUGGGAACCUCUUCCCGCUGCUGGAAGGGCAGGACUCGGGCGCGGGCAGCGCGGGCAACGCCAGCGUCAACAUCACCGACAUCUCCCGGAAUAUCACUUCCAUACACAUAGAGAACUGGCGCGGCCUGCAGACGCUCAACGCCGUGGACAUGGAGCUCUACACGGGCCUGCAGAAGCUGACCAUCAAGAACUCGGGGCUCCGCAGCAUUCAGCCCAGAGCCUUCGCCAAGAACCCGCACCUGCGCUACAUCAACCUCUCCAGUAACCGCCUCACCACCUUGUCGUGGCAGCUCUUCCAGACGCUGAGUCUCCGGGAGCUGCGGCUGGAGCAGAACUUCUUCAACUGCAGCUGCGGCAUCCGCUGGCUGCAGCUGUGGCAGGAGCAGGGCGAGGCGCGGCUGGGCGGCCAGAAGCUCUACUGCAUCGGCGGGGACGGCGCGCAGCUGCCCCUCUUCCGCAUGAACGUCAGCCAGUGUGAUCUCCCCGAGAUCAGCGUGAGCCAUGUGAACCUCACUGUGCGGGAGGGGGACAGCGCGGUCAUCACGUGCAACGGCUCGGGCUCGCCCCUGCCCGAUGUGGACUGGAUGGUCAGCGGGCUGCAGUCCAUCAACACACACCAGACCAAUCUGAAUUGGACCAAUGUCCACGCCAUCAACCUGACACUGGUCAAUGUGACCAGUGAGGACAACGGCUUCACGCUGACCUGCAUCGCGGAAAACGUGGUGGGCAUGAGCAACGCCAGCGUGGCUCUCACUGUGCACUACCCGCCGCGCGUGCUGAGCCUGGAGGAGCCCGAGCUGCGCCUGGAGCACUGCAUCGAGUUCGUGGUGCGCGGGAACCCGCCGCCCACUCUGCACUGGCUGCACAACGGGCAGCCUCUGCGCGAGUCCAAGAUCAUCCACGUGGACUUCUACCAGGAGGGCGAGCUGUCCGAGGGCUGCCUGCUCUUCGACAAGCCCACGCACUACAACAACGGCAACUACACACUCAUCGCCCGGAACGCGCUGGGCACGGCCCGCCAGACCAUUAGCGGCCACUUUCUCAGGGAGCCCUUCCCAGAGAGCACAGAAAACUUCGUCUCUUUCUACGAGGUGAGCCCGACGCCCGUCACAGUGACCCUGAAGCCUGAGGAGGACACGUUUGGGGUGUCCAUCGCUGUCGGUCUGGCCGCCUUUGCCUGCGUCCUGCUCGUGGUCCUCUUCAUCAUGAUCAACAAGUACGGCCGGAGGUCCAAGUUUGGAAUGAAGGGGCCCGUGGCUGUCAUCAGCGGUGAGGAGGACUCAGCCAGCCCCCUGCACCACAUCAACCAUGGCAUCACCACGCCAUCCUCGCUGGACGCCGGGCCCGACACGGUGGUCAUUGGCAUGACGCGGAUCCCUGUCAUCGAGAACCCCCAGUACUUCCGCCAGGGCCACAACUGCCACAAGCCCGACACGUACGUGCACCACAUUAAGCGGAGGGACAUCGUGCUGAAACGGGAGCUGGGUGAGGGCGCCUUCGGGAAGGUCUUCCUGGCCGAGUGCUACAACCUCAGCCCCACCAAGGACAAGAUGCUGGUGGCCGUGAAGGCCCUGAAGGACCCCACCCUGGCGGCCCGGAAGGACUUCCAGCGGGAGGCCGAGCUGCUCACCAAUCUGCAGCACGACCACAUCGUCAAAUUCUACGGGGUCUGUGGUGACGGUGACCCCCUCAUCAUGGUCUUCGAGUACAUGAAGCAUGGGGACCUCAACAAGUUCCUCAGGGCCCAUGGGCCGGAUGCGAUGAUCCUGGUGGACGGGCAGCCGCGCCAGGCCAAGGGCGAGCUGGGCCUCUCCCAGAUGCUGCACAUCGCCAGCCAGAUCGCCUCGGGCAUGGCCUACCUGGCCUCACAGCACUUCGUGCACCGGGACCUGGCCACGAGGAACUGCCUGGUGGGGGCCAACCUGCUGGUGAAGAUCGGGGACUUCGGCAUGUCCCGGGACGUCUACAGCACCGACUACUACCGGGUGGGAGGCCACACCAUGCUCCCGAUUCGCUGGAUGCCCCCAGAGAGCAUCAUGUACCGCAAGUUCACCACAGAGAGCGAUGUGUGGAGCUUCGGGGUGAUCCUCUGGGAGAUCUUCACCUACGGGAAGCAGCCUUGGUUCCAGCUGUCCAACACCGAGGUCAUCGAGUGCAUCACGCAGGGCCGCGUGCUGGAGCGGCCGCGCGUGUGCCCCAAGGAGGUGUACGACGUGAUGCUGGGGUGCUGGCAGCGGGAGCCGCAGCAGCGUCUCAACAUCAAGGAGAUCUACAAGAUCCUGCAGGCGCUGGGCAAGGCCGCGCCCGUCUACCUGGACAUCCUGGGCUAGCGGCGGCCGCCCGGCCUCGGCGUCCGCGACGAACAUCUCCACAUGAACUAAGUGCCUGCUACACUGACCACACUGAAAAAGAAAAAAGACAAAAAAAAGGAGGCGCCCCGCGCCGGCAUCGGGCAUAUCCGUCCCCAUAUAUAUAUUUAUAUAUCUAAGUAUCUAGCUGCACCCGCGCUGCUGCGGGACCCAGGCCCACGGCUCUGUGGGGGCCGGAGGGGCCCCCGGAGGCGUCGCCCGGAGGAACGGGCCCCCGGA
Molecule: messenger RNA, 3142 nt
Organism: Sorex fumeus (smoky shrew)
Lineage: Eukaryota; Metazoa; Chordata; Mammalia; Eulipotyphla; Soricidae
Gene: NTRK3
Product: neurotrophic receptor tyrosine kinase 3
Biological process (GO): cellular response to nerve growth factor stimulus; protein phosphorylation; regulation of phosphatidylinositol 3-kinase/protein kinase B signal transduction
Cellular component (GO): axon; plasma membrane; signaling receptor complex
Molecular function (GO): ATP binding; neurotrophin receptor activity; neurotrophin binding
Source: RefSeq, a predicted model, not a curated record